UCCUUUUCCUGCUGGCUGGAUAGCUUUUUCUCUUUCUACGAAUAGACGAAAGAAGCACACUGAUAUGUACCACUGCACCCAAACGUCUGGCCUGCUAUCAGAUCUCGCUAGCUACAAGCCACACGUGAUACACAGCUAGCAUCUGUUGAGAGCGAGAAUCCGUGGAGAUGGAGGCGAAGAAGCCUUACGUGAUCGCCGUCGUCAUACAGCUUAUCUACACCGGCAUGUUCGUCGUCUCCAAGGCAGCCUUCGACCAUGGGAUGAACACCUUCGUCUUCAUCUUCUACAGAAUGGUCGCCGCGUCGCUCCUCCUGGUCCCUAUUGCGAUUGCCCUCGAAAGGAAGAAUGUGCGGUCCUUGUCCCUGUGCCUGCUCCUGAAGCUCUUCUUCUAUGCCUUGAUCGGGAAUACAUUUAGCUUGAACCUGUACAACGUAAGCAUGAAGUUCACAUCGGCGACGGUGGCAUCUGCAUCCAGCAACUCCAUGCCCGUCGUCGCCUUCUGCCUGGCGCUGCUGCUAAGGAUGGAGGUGGUGAGGUUGAGGAGCCUUUCCGGCAAGGCCAAGGUCGCCGGCGUAGCGCUCUGCCUCGCCGGCGUCUUCGUCCUCGCCUUCUACGCCGGGCCGGCGCUGAGCCCCGUGAAUCCCCACCGCGCCUUCGCCGUUGCCCACUACUCCAACAGCAAUGUUCCGAGCAGGAUGACGUGGAUCAAAGGAACGUUCCUCAUGGUCCUCGCCAACGUCACGUGGGCCCUUUGGAUCGUCCUGCAGUCUGCACUGCUCAAUGAGUACCCCAAUAAGAUGCUCGUUACGGUGACACAAUGCGUGUUUAGCACGGUGCAGUCGUUCGUCGUUGCAGUGGUGGCUGAGAAGGAUUUCUCCAAGUGGAAUCUCCGGCUGGACAUCAGCUUGGUCGCCAUCGUUUACACAGGUUUUGUGGUGACGGGAGUGUCCUACUACCUACAAGCGUGGUGUAUGGAGAUGAAAGGCCCAGUGUUCCUAGCGAUGUGGAACCCACUCUGCUUCGUCUUCACAAUAUUCUGCUCCUCUUUCUUUUUGGGAGAGAUUGUCCACCUUGGCAGUAUUGUGGGUGGAGCUCUGCUGGUUGGCGGACUCUACAGCGUGCUGUGGGCUAAAAGCAGGGAGACCAAGAUCGACUUGAUGGGUAGCAGCGUGGCGAAGAUGAUCGUCGAUGGAACCCAAGAUGAGGGACACAAGAAGUCAUGGGAUCACCAGGACGGCGGCAACAAGGAGGAGGAAUCAACACCGACGUUGGGGGUUGCACAGGCGUGAUUACGGAUUCAGUCGAGGGCUAAUCUUGAUUGAUCGAUCGACAUAAGCAUGUGUAUAGAUGUGACUCUCAAUUACUGUUGUAUCGUCUCGAUACAAGGUUACUUGAAAUUAAUAAAAUUUUCCCUUCAAUCUGCUAA
Panicum hallii is the source of this 1426-nucleotide messenger RNA. RefSeq names its product WAT1-related protein At5g64700-like. NCBI's taxonomy places the organism in Eukaryota, Viridiplantae, Streptophyta, Magnoliopsida, Poales, Poaceae. Gene Ontology annotation, cellular component: plasma membrane. Gene Ontology annotation, molecular function: transmembrane transporter activity. Bases 168 to 1289 code for a protein of 373 amino acids. The transcript has 7 exons. The record is from RefSeq and is a predicted model, not a curated record.